Messenger RNA from Salvia splendens (bonfire salvia), 1503 nucleotides. RefSeq names its product pectin acetylesterase 11. Gene Ontology annotation, molecular function: pectin acetylesterase activity. The record is from RefSeq and is a predicted model, not a curated record. The coding region runs from base 189 to 1427 and encodes 412 amino acids. The transcript is spliced from 13 exons. Lineage: Eukaryota; Viridiplantae; Streptophyta; Magnoliopsida; Lamiales; Lamiaceae. Gene Ontology annotation, biological process: cell wall organization. Gene Ontology annotation, cellular component: plant-type cell wall.
CAAUUCCAUGCAGAUUUAGGAAAAUUUAUCUCCAUCUCCAGCUCUAUUAAUAAAGAGUGGAGAUUCAUACUGCUUCUCAGUCUCACACUUCCGCCUCUCUCAGUCACACACACUUGUGCCUCUGCUUCGAAUUUCAGCUUCGUCUCUGAUCUCGUCUCCAUCUCCGUCUCUGUCUACAGACACAAGUCAUGGCUACAUUACUACUGCCACUUAGUAUCCUAUCUUUGGUUAUGGCCGGAAUCGUAGCAGGCCACAACGUCACCAUCUCGCUGUUGGACUCCGCUGUAGCCAGAGGAGCUGUCUGUCUAGACGGCACUCCUCCAGCCUACGCUUAUAGUCCAGGGUUCGGAGACGGAGUUGACAAGUGGCACGUAAUCUUUGAGGGUGGUGGGUGGUGUCGGGAUGUAGCUGACUGCCUCAAUAGAUCCAAAACUCCUCUAGGAAGUAGUGCUAAGCUUAUGUCGAAGGAGCAGAAUGGUGUCGUAUCCUUUGGAGGGAUGCUCGAUGCCAAUUCCACCUUGAACCCUGAUUUCUACAAUUGGCACGUGUUCAGAAUCUUCUACUGUGACGGCUCAUCUUUCAUGUCCGAUGUUGAAGAUGUAGACCCGAAGUACAACCUAACUUAUAGAGGUGCGAGAAUAUAUGAUGCCAUGAUGGAUGAGCUCCUACGAAUCGGAAUGGGUAAUGCAAAAAAUGCUUUAUUGUCAGGCGGUUCGGCAGGUGGAUUAGCCACAACUUUACAUUGUGAUAAGUUUCAAUCGUUGUUUCACAACACAACUAGAGUGAAGUGCGUAUCUGAUUCAGGCUUUUUCGUUCACGGAGAGCAUUUUUUGGGGGCUGAUUGGAGAGAAUCUUUCUUCUAUAGAGUGGUAUCAACACAUGGUUUGACGAAUAUGUUGCCCACAUCAUGCACAUCCAAAUUUAGCCCAACUCUGUGUUUAUUUCCUGAAAAUUUGGUCCCUGAUAUCCAAACCCCACUAUUUUUAAUUGAAUCAGCAUUUGACUCAUAUCAGAUAGGAUAUACUUUGUUCCCUGAUAGAAGCCCGAAAUGGAAGAGUUGCCUCCAAAACUUAAUGUUGUGCAAUUGGACCGAGAUAGAAAUCAUGAAAGAUUUUAGGUUGAUAUUGGUAAAUACGCUGAAAAGUACAAUUGCAAAUAGCUCCUCAAGGAGGGGCUAUUUUGUACAUAGCUGCUACCGACAUGGCCAUAUGGAAGACAUAAGCGGUUCGACAUGCUCAUUGAUUGUUGGAAACGGACUUGCUAACAAAUGUAUUUUUCAGAAUAUAGCAGAAGCCGUGGGAGACUGGUAUUUCGACCGGAGCGAAUUCCAGGAGAUGGAUAUGGUCAACAACUUGCCACGGAACUGCACUGGCGAAAACCAACCUAUUUUGGAGAAAAAGUGUAUCGAUUAUUAUAUUCAUCAUUAGAUGCCAUGAAUUGAUAGCAUGUGAAUUUGAAUUUCUAUUUUCAGUUAUGAACGAAGGCUUAAAAUUUUCGGUUAAA